Molecule: messenger RNA, 930 nt
Organism: Purpureocillium lilacinum
Lineage: Eukaryota; Fungi; Ascomycota; Sordariomycetes; Hypocreales; Ophiocordycipitaceae
Cellular component (GO): endoplasmic reticulum lumen
Molecular function (GO): protein O-acetylglucosaminyltransferase activity
Source: RefSeq, a predicted model, not a curated record
AUGAACGAGGCGGUUAUCCUGGGCAAGGCAGCGUCUUCGGAGCGGUCAAAAAUAACGACAAUCCUCUUAAAGCGAGAGGGCAUGGGCAACCUAUGGCACUCACUUAUGGAGAUUAUGAGUCUUACUUGGAGCCUCGACGUGCUUCAAAUGAGCAUUGACGCCCAAACUGGGGAACCGUUCAUUACGCCAAAAUAUGGGGCUACGACACAGAUUGUUCUAGCAGAUCAACACGAAGAUGGCCCAUUUAUUGAAUUGUGGAAGCUCUUCGCAAAAAUGCCGAUCCGCCGCAUACACGAGCUCAACGCCUCGGAGCCUGUGUCAGACAUCAUCAUCCCCUUUGCCGGAGGCAGCAACACCCUGUGGCAAGGGGACUGGGAAGACUUGCUGUGCCGUGAAUCAUCCCUGAUAAAGACAUUCGUUUCCCGCGCCCUUGCCCUCUACAACGUGGCCACAUCUGCCAAAGACGACGACAGCGUUGUCGUAACAUAUAUUCGUCGCACAAACACCCGAAAGCUUUUGGAUGAGGACAUGCACAUGGAAGCCAUCAGAAAGGCAAUCCCCCAUAUCAAGCUUAGUGUGGUUGACUUCGCUACCAUUCCGUUUGCCGAACAGCUCAAGAUCGUUCGAGGGACAGACUUGCUAGUAGGAGUCCACGGUGCAGGCCUCACCCACCUAAUGUUCCUCCAACCCGGAUCAGCUGUUCUCGAAUUACUGCCUGAGGGCUUGCAGCACAAGGGAUUUCGCAACCUUUCGCAGAUGCUGGGCAUUGUCUACUUCCGUACUCACAUCAAAAUGCACGGAGAUGCCUCGGGUGAUGACCAGUGGCAAUUUGAUGCUGUUGAAGUUGACCAACAUCAGCUAUUAGAUCUGAUCAACUACGGGGUAAAAAGCCUGUAUAACACCGGCAAGAAAAGCUAUGACAUACUCUGA